AUGGCACUGAAGCUACCAUAUGAUUUGGAAGAGGACAUUCUCGCCAGAGUUCCAUGGAAAUAUCUUGCAACGUUGAGAUGUGUAUGUAAGCUUUGGAAUAGUCUUAUAUUGGAAGAGAGACUCAACAAGAAGAACUUGUCGUUUCACAUGCACAGCUAUAGUGGUGAGCAUCGGUUUAUACUCAAAGACACUGGUCCUACGAUUUCUGCCGUGGGCAUUGAGGAGCAGAAAAACGUGGUCGAUCCUCCGUCCUUGAUCGUCCAAGACUUUACCCUUAUAAAAGCUCGAACAUGUAAUCCAGUUAGGGUGUACAAGACUGUUCAUUGCGACGGUUUGUUGUUGUGUGUCAUGGACAACCAGCUUGUGGUCAGGAACCCGUUACUGAAGGAAACAACCUGGAUCAAAUGCGGUAGUGACUUUCACCAACGAGAUGAUGCUUACAGCCUUGGAUACCUCAGCCACUGUGAUUACAGGAUCUUAAGGUUUCGUUGUGCUAGUAAUUCCAGAAUACCUUCAAGGGUCGAGGUCUGUGAAGUUGCAUCCAAGACAUGGAAGGUUAUAGAUAACAUCAGUUUUGAUUGGUUCCUUAGCGUGCCGUUGUCGAUCCUCUCUCUGAGAGGAACUCCUUAUUGUAUAGGUCUUCGAGAAGAUCAUACAGCUUUUGUACAAAGCUAUGAUUUUUACAAAGAAAGGUUUCAGCCCAUAGAUGACUUGCCAUUCAGCUAUGAUGAGUUGAAUCCUAUUGCACUAGAGAUUUAUAAAGGAGAUAGGCUUUCGGUGUUGGAGCAAUGUCACAAAACAAGGAAGAUAUGCAUAUGGGUGAAGCAUUGGCUCAUGCUUACUCUUGGACCAAAUUGGUGGUCGUGGACAUACCAGAAGUCAUCAACGACAAGGAGUUCCAAGUAA
Molecule: messenger RNA, 906 nt
Organism: Brassica rapa (field mustard)
Lineage: Eukaryota; Viridiplantae; Streptophyta; Magnoliopsida; Brassicales; Brassicaceae
Product: putative F-box/LRR-repeat/kelch-repeat protein At1g11620
Molecular function (GO): protein binding
Source: RefSeq, a predicted model, not a curated record